AUGUUGGAAAGUACCAAGAGGAAUUCUCGGUUGAUGGUUAGUGACUUGCUGGGGCGGAGCAAUAAGGUAGAAGCACUUGUGAAGAGAGGAGAUUGCAUGGGUUUUAAUUCUAUGAAAAGGAAAAGAGGGAGAGCAAAAAGGUAUGAAUUUAUUUCCAGCACAUCGGCCUUUAUCUUCGUGGCGCUAUGGUCUAUGAAGAAUGCAUCAGAAUCUCUGAUUGGUUGA
Sphenostylis stenocarpa is the source of this 225-nucleotide messenger RNA. Lineage: Eukaryota; Viridiplantae; Streptophyta; Magnoliopsida; Fabales; Fabaceae. The record is from the annotation of a GenBank genome assembly.